AUGCUAUCAAAGAAUUUGUAUAGUAACAGGAAACUGCUAUCCUCGACGAAUACGCUAAUCAGGUCCGCCUCCACCAGAUCUACAGGCGUGGAAAACUCCGGAGCUGGUCCCACCUCUUUCAAAACCAUGAAGGUCAUUGACACUCAACACAGCGACAAACCAAACGUACUGAUACUGGGUUCUGGCUGGGGGGCUAUUUCUUUUCUAAAGCGCAUCGACACCAAGAAAUACAAUGUUUCUAUUAUCUCCCCCAGAAGUUACUUCUUAUUCACGCCAUUACUGCCCUCUGCCCCAGUUGGGACCGUGGAUGAGAAAUCAAUUAUCGAACCCAUCGUUAAUUUCGCCCUUAAGAAAAAGGGAAAUGUCACUUACUAUGAGGCAGAAGCCACUUCUAUCAACCCCGACAGAAAUACCGUCACUAUAAAAUCAUUGUCCGCUGUCAGUCAACUGUAUCAACCGGAAAAUCAUUUAGGGUUGCACCAGGCAGAACCCGCUGAGAUCAAGUACGACUAUUUGAUCAGCGCUGUGGGUGCGGAACCUAAUACUUUUGGUAUUCCCGGGGUCACUGACCAUGGACAUUUUUUGAAAGAGAUCCCGAACUCUUUAGAAAUAAGAAGGACUUUUGCAGCCAAUUUGGAAAAGGCUAAUCUAUUGCCCAAGGGUGAUCCCGAAAGGAGGAGGUUAUUGUCCAUUGUUGUGGUUGGCGGUGGGCCGACUGGCGUAGAAGCCGCCGGUGAACUACAAGAUUAUGUUCAUCAGGAUUUGAGAAAAUUUCUUCCAGCAUUGGCUGAGGAAGUUCAAAUACAUUUGGUUGAAGCUUUGCCCAUCGUUCUUAACAUGUUCGAGAAGAAGCUUUCAUCAUAUGCGCAAUCUCAUUUGGAAAACACUUCGAUCAAAGUGCAUUUGAGGACUGCCGUUGCUAAAGUAGAAGAAAAGCAAUUAUUAGCAAAGACCAAGCAUGAAGACGGUAAAGUAACCGAAGAAACUAUUCCAUACGGCACUUUGAUUUGGGCCACCGGUAACAAAGCGAGACCCGUCAUAACCGACCUUUUCAAGAAGAUCCCUGAACAAAACUCGUCCAAAAGAGGCUUGGCGGUAAAUAGCUUCUUGCAAGUGAAAGGUAGCAACAACGUCUUCGCCAUUGGUGACAACGCAUUUGCGGGAUUACCUCCGACUGCCCAAGUGGCGCAUCAAGAAGCUGAAUAUCUAGCCAAAAACUUCGAUAAAAUGGCCCAAAUACCAAACUUUCAAAAAAACCUAUCUGCUAGAAAGGAUAAAAUCGAUCUGCUGUUCGAGGAGAACAACUUUAGGCCCUUCAAAUACAAUGAUCUGGGUGCCCUAGCAUACCUUGGUUCUGAGAGAGCCAUUGCAACUAUCCGUUCGGGUAAAAGAACAUUCUACACCGGUGGGGGGUUGAUGACCUUUUACUUGUGGAGAAUUUUAUACUUGUCGAUGAUAUUGUCCGCUAGGUCGAGAUUCAAGGUGUUUUUCGACUGGAUCAAAUUAGCAUUCUUCAAAAGGGAUUUCUUCAAAGGAUUAUAG
Saccharomyces kudriavzevii IFO 1802 is the source of this 1542-nucleotide messenger RNA. RefSeq names its product NADH-ubiquinone reductase (H(+)-translocating) NDI1 (gene NDI1). The record is from RefSeq and is a predicted model, not a curated record. The coding region runs from base 1 to 1542 and encodes 513 amino acids. Gene Ontology annotation, molecular function: NADH dehydrogenase activity. Lineage: Eukaryota; Fungi; Ascomycota; Saccharomycetes; Saccharomycetales; Saccharomycetaceae. The transcript has a single exon.